This is a messenger RNA of Sycon ciliatum, 1155 nucleotides long. RefSeq lists its product as uncharacterized. The record is from RefSeq and is a predicted model, not a curated record. Bases 1 to 1155 code for a protein of 384 amino acids. The transcript has a single exon. NCBI's taxonomy places the organism in Eukaryota, Metazoa, Porifera, Calcarea, Leucosolenida, Sycettidae.
AUGUCCUCCCCGUCUCCUAUCUAUCUCUCUAAACUCGAUGUGAAGAGCGCUUUUCGUCAAAUACCUGUCUGCCCACAGGAUUGGCAUCUCUUCGGCAUCCUGUGGCAGGGGAAGUACUACUACGACCGUGUCUUGCCAUUUGGGCUCCGCUCUAGCCCGGCGGUGUUUGAUGCAGUGGCACCCACCAUCGAAUGGAUAAUGCACCACGAAUUCUCCAUCCCAAAUUUGCUGCAUUUCCUGGACGACUACUUGCGCGUGAGCGUGGGCCAGGCAGUGGCGAAUCGGCAGCUGGCCAUUCUUCUCCGCGCAUUCUCAUACCUCGGAGUCCCGCUCGCGCCUGCGAAGGUGGAAGGCUCGUCUCGUACCCUGACAUUCCUGGGCAUUAUCCUGGAUUGUGAGAAGAUGGAAGCCCGGCUCCCUGACGACAAAUUGGCUGACAUCAAGCGCCUGUUGACUGCAGCGAGCAUCAACCCCACCAUGUCUCAGCGCGAACUCGAAUCUCUUCUGGGGAAACUCUCCUUCGCUGCAAGAGUCAUCGUACCCGGCCGGACAUUUAUGCGGCGCCUGUGGUCUAUUUGCAGUUGCUACCAGCAGCCUCACUACCGCAUCAGUCUGACUACCGAGUGCCAGGAAGGUAUCCAAUGGUGGCUACGGCUCCUGGAACAAUGGAACGGAAAAUCAUUCUUCCUGUUCCCAGAUUGGACACCAUCUCCAGACCUCGAGCUGUUCACUGAUGCCAGUGGCACCCUGGGCUGGGGUGCAUUCAACAGCGGCCGCUGGCUUCAAGGGACCUGGUCGCCUGAGCAACUCGUUCACAGCAUUGAGUGGAAGGAGCUCUACGCGUUGGUCACAGCGUGCUGCACGUGGGGCAAGGAAUGGCGCCAGCGUCGUAUCACAAUGCACUGUGACAACAAGACUGGGGUAGAUUGCAUCCGCUCCGGCACAUCCAAGUCACCGCCAGUGAUGACCCUAAUCAGGGAGUUGUUCUUUGUGUGCGCCCGCUUCAAUGUCACCGUCACUGCUGCUCACAUUGCUGGCCAGUCUAACUGCAUUGCCGAUUCGCUGUCUCGUUUCCGCAUGGAGGAAUUCCGACGUCUCCCCCAAGCUGCUCAAGCACAACCAGACCGAGCAGUGCUGCCAUUCCAGUUGAUGUAA